Messenger RNA from Cavenderia fasciculata, 5130 nucleotides. It is a transcript of the gene cigB, whose product is annotated as FNIP repeat-containing protein. The record is from RefSeq and is a predicted model, not a curated record. The coding region runs from base 1 to 5130 and encodes 1709 amino acids. Lineage: Eukaryota; Evosea; Eumycetozoa; Acytosteliales; Cavenderiaceae. Gene Ontology annotation, biological process: regulation of DNA-templated transcription; protein phosphorylation. The transcript is spliced from 11 exons. Gene Ontology annotation, molecular function: protein kinase activity; DNA-binding transcription factor activity; ATP binding.
AUGAAUAGUUAUUAUUAUGAUGAUGAUGGACCAGACGAUGGAUCUGACAAACAAAAGAGUAGAAGAAGAGCAAGUCAAAAUCAAGCAAGUAGAAAUUAUCGUCAAAGAAAAAAAGCCUAUGUCCACGAAAUUGAAGACAAGUUGGAAAAUAUGCGUCUUGAAAUGGAAAGAUUAAAACGAGAAACUAGAGAAAGUAAAAUGAUUGCCAACAAGUUGCUCAAAGAAAAUGCAAUGCUUAAAAAUGGUAAACAACCAACUCAAUCUGAUAUUCCAGGUUGUACGGGUGAGGAAGAAGAACAAGAAGAUCAAUUUGAUCAAGUACUCAAUCCUCCCAUUCCAGCCGAAGAAUUGGAUCUUUCAAUCCUUGUUGAAAGAUUGGAAUUUAAUACAAAAUCUCAACCUCCUGACCAAUCUGACCCUUUACAAUUUAAUUCAAUUACAAAUACUCUAAAAUUAUUUUAUCAAGCAUUAAAAUCAAGACAUGAAAUUUAUACAGAUCAAAUGAAACAAAUUAUAAAUCCUUGUACACAAGCAAAAUUGGCAUUAUUUGAAGGUGAUAAUCCACAACCAGUAGUUUGUAAUGUAGUACAACAACAACAACAACAACAACCACCAACUCCAACUACAGCAUUUGGUGAUCUUGGUACUCCAUCUUCUGAUAUUGUUCCAUCUUCUCCAACUGGUUGGACUUCAACUGUAAAUGAAAAAUAUUCAAGAUGGUGGUCAAGUUUUAUUGAAGAAGCUACUAUUAAUGAGCAUCAAAUUUUAAUGAUCAAGGAACUGAGACAAGAUUGUUCAACAAGACAUCAAUCAUUGAUAAAAGAAAGACAACAAUUAAAAAGAGAUGUUAGAGAUUUUUAUCAUGCAAAGAUUUUCAAUUUUGCCAAAAGAAAUCGUGGUGGCGAUGAUUUGAAUCAUACACCAAGUACACCGGGAUCACAAAUUGGUAGUGUACCAGGUUCAGAUGAUUCAAUGAUGGUGGAUAUGAACAAAACUUCAUAUAUUGCAGCAUUGGGUGCUCUGUUGGAUGGUAUCAAAGAGAAUUUGGAAAAUGAAAAACAAUUGCUCCUAGAAGUGUAUCAAAAGUUUUCAACCAUUUUAUCACCCUAUCAAGAGGCAAUGUUGAUUGUAAAGGUUUACAAUAAUAUUAGUCAAGGUGAUGAUUACAAUCAACCAUCAAACCUUCAAAUGCUUCAUUGUAUCUGGGAUGCAAUCAAUAUCUCGGAACAAGAAGUUGUACAAUCUACUCCUCUACAAUCUGCUAGUAAUAAUAGAUACAAUCAACCAAUAGCAAAAGGAGUACUACCAAAUAGUUUAACAUCAAUACGAUUUGGAGAUAGAUAUAAUCAACGAAUAACAAAAGGAGUACUACCAAAUAGUUUAACAUCAUUGCAAUUUCGAAAUCAUGAUAAUCAACCAAAGGGAGUAUUACCAGAUAGUUUAACAUCUUUAAAAUUUGGAGAUAAAUAUAAUCGGUCAAUAGCAAAAGGUGUAUUACCAAAUAGUUUAACAUCAAUACAAUUUAGAAAAUACUACAACCAACCAAUAGCAAAAGGAGUACUACCAAAUAGUUUAACAUCAAUACAAUUUGGAGUGCACUAUAAUAAACUAAUAACAAAAGGAGUACUACCAGAUAGUUUAACAUCAAUACAGUUUGGAGACCAAUUUGAUCAACCAAUAGCAAAAGGAGUACUACCAAAUAGUUUAAAAUCAAUACAAUUUGGAGACCAAUAUAAUCAAAAAAUAGAAGGAGUAUUACCAAAUAGUUUAACAUCAAUACAAUUUGGGGAUCAAUAUAGUCAACCAAUAACAAAAGGAGUACUACCAGAUAGUUUAACAUCAAUACAAUUAGGAUAUUAUAAUCAACCAAUAACAAUAGGAGUAUUACCACACAGUUUAACAACAAUACAAUUUGGCUACUAUUAUAAUCAACCAAUAGCAAUAGGAGUACUACCAAAUAGUUUAACAUCAAUACAAUUUGGAGAUCAAUAUAAUCAACCAAUAGAAAAAGGAGUAUUACCAAAUAGUUUAACAUCAAUACGAUUUGGAUAUAGAUACAAUCAACCAAUAACAGAAGGUGUGUUACCAAAUAGUUUAACAUCAAUGCAAUUCGGAUAUUAUUAUAAUCAGCCAAUAGCAAAAGGAUUACUACCAAAUAGUUUAACAUCAAUCCAAUUUGGAGACCAAUAUAAUCAACCAAUAACAAAAGGAGUACUACCAAAUGGUUUAACAACAAUACAAUUUGGAGAUCAAUAUAAUCAACCAAUAACAGAAGGAGUAUUACCAGAUGGCCUAGUUUUAUUACGAUUUGGCCAAGAAUAUACGCAAUUCACCUCCCUUAAUAUUGUCCAACUUGAAACAUUGGAGUUUGGCAACAAAUAUAAUCAUGACAUCGAUGCUAGUUUACUACCAUCACUCAAGUCAUUGAAACUUGGACAAUCGUUCAGAGCCACUUUAAAAGGGGUGUCUCCAUUGUUGCAAAGCCUAAAUUUGUCUUCCGAACCAGCCAUAUUUUUUUCUGGCAUACCAAAACAUAUUUCAGGUCAAGCCCUAGAUAUUUUAGAGAACAAAAGAAUGACAGUACCCCUAAGCUUUUCACUUUUAAAAGAAACUGGGUCCUCUUCUUUUUCUAUUCAAAACGCAACCGAGUAUGACUUGACGAUACUAUUAAUAGGUCCAGAAGAAAAACUCUCUCAUAUUUUUUUGGCAAGAGGCGAGUCAGGGUCGAUUCAAAGUUUGGACAAAUUGGCAAAAGUAUUCCUAAAAGUUAUGGUUUUGUAUAGUUCUUUUCAGUUUGUGAACGAAUUUAAGUGCGAGAACAGGAACAAGGUCACUAUUCGCUCUCAAAUGUAUGCCGAUUAUGUUCCAUUACAAAACGGUCCUAAAUCAACUUUAAAACAUUAUAGCACAGAAUUGUUGGAAUUUAAGCAAAAGAAAUACAUCAUUUUAUACAAAUUUGGGCAUACCUCCAAUCAAGUUUAUUUAGUUUUAAACAACUCCCAAAUAAGUGUCUGUAAAAUAGUAAAAUAUGGAAACUCUCAACAUCAACAAAUGUUGUUACAAAAAGAAGUUGAUAUAAUGAAACUAUUUAUCAAUUAUGAUAAUUUUGUUCAAUAUAUCGAUCAUUUUGAUGAUGACGAUAACAAACAAUUUUAUAUUGUCACCAAAUAUUGCACCUGUGGUGAUCUGGAACAAAUUAUUAAAAUAGCUGUUCAAGAUAAAAAGUCUAUAGAGGAAAGUACAAUAUGGUCUUACAUUUCACAAGUAUUCAAAAUGUUGGAACAACUUGAAAGCAAAAAUAUUCUCCAUUUAGAUAUAAAACCUUUGAAUUUAUUUAUUGGCGAAAAUGGACAAUUGGUGCUUGGUGAUUUUGGUGCAUCAAAAUAUAUUUCUGAAACACAAAAGAUCUUUAGAGACGCCAAUCAAAUUUAUAAGCUUAAAGAUGAGAAAGAAAAUUCUAUUGAAGCCAAUAGCUUCCGUAGUAGUGUUCACGGGACUGAGGGGUACCUAUCUCCGGAGGCUACACUUAGACAAUAUGGAAAACUGUCAGAUAUUUAUUCUCUUGGAUCAACUAUUCAUAAAUUAUUAUGUUGUCACCCAGACGAUAAUAAAAAUAGAAAGUUAUUUCUAGAGAAUAAGCAAAUUAUAAUUUCCUCUGAAAGAUAUUCAAGCAAGUUGAUAGGAUUUGUCAAGAAAUUAUUAGAGCCAAAACAAGAAGAUAGGGUAUCCCUUGAAAAAACACUGGAAGGAAUGAAUAGUAAUGACACACUAUUGGUAUAUGAACUAUCCAGUCCUAUCAAAGAACCAAUACCCAACAAUAUAACAGAGUUGGUUCUUAUGGAUUAUAAUCACCCAAUCGAAAAGAUCAAUCUCCCAAGUGGUCUUUUAAAACUCAAGCUCUUGGGAUCAUUUAACCAGCCAAUUAAAAAAGAACCAUCAUUGCCAAUGCUUUGGAUGUUGGUUUUGGGACAAUCAUUUAACAGUCCGAUAGAACAAGAUGCACUUCCGACGAGCUUGGAAAUUUUUGUUUGCUCUAAUAAGAAAUUAAACAUCGAUCUAAACCCAAUUAUAACAACAUUACCAAAACUCAAACAUCUUACCUAUUACCGAAAUUUAAUAGAUCCACCACCACCAACAUCACUCAUUAGUUUAACAACAACUAACCGAUACAAUAUCGAUCGAAAAAAUGUCGAAACCUAUAUCAAUUGUGAUGGUUGUGCCUACACAUCAAUGACCAAAUUUAUACCAGAGUAUUUAUGUAUUAAUGAUAUUACAUUGGUCAUUGGAAACAAACAAUAUGGUCUAGGUUAUAUACAAAUGCACAAUGAACAAUUAAAGUGGAUUUCACCAACCAAACAGACUCAAUUUACAAUAUUUCUUGGUACAAUUCGAGUGGUGUCAUUUAGAUCAGAGUCACAUAUUUACUGUCAAAUAGAUAAAAAACAUUUCAAACAUGAUAAUCAAUACCAAUUAAAUGAAGAUUGUGGAGUUGACUGUGAUCCUGAAAUCAAUAAUCUAUUCCACCACAAAUUUGAAAAUGAAAAUAUACAUGGUGUAUUCAAUGAUCAUAUGUAUCUUAAUAUUAGAUUUAUUCAAAAUAGACAUUCGACUAAUAUUGCCCCUAAUAAAUGGAUCGAGGGAGAACAAUACUUGUCAUCACCCUCCAGUAUCCUAUUUGUUAAUCAAACAGACAAAGAUUUAAUAGUCUGUGUUCAAGAUGACCCAACAGAUUACACCAAGGAGGUUUAUCACGAAUUGGGUAUGGAAAAUGAUGGGGCACGAAAUCAUUGUCAUGUAUCAUAUCGAUCAUUGGAACUGAAUGGAAAAGAGACACUCUAUUUUAAUGUAAUCAACUCAACAAUUUGGUAUUCAGUAUUUAUUCUAAAAUACAAUAUAAAACAAGAGCAAUCGUAUUAUUGUAUUUACAAAGGCCAAACCAAACUUGACAAAUAUGAUCGUCUCACAGAUAUCACCUUUUAUCAAAACAAAACAAUAAGUCAUAAUAAUUUUGGUAUUAAUAACCAAAUAGAAAGUAUUUAUGUUACACAUGUUGACCCAUCAAAGACUAUUAAUUCAAAAAGCCAUUUUAUGUAUCUUUUAGAAACAAAUCAAAUUAUUAAUAAAGAAUAA